Saccostrea cuccullata (small rock oyster) is the source of this 519-nucleotide messenger RNA. RefSeq lists its product as uncharacterized. NCBI's taxonomy places the organism in Eukaryota, Metazoa, Mollusca, Bivalvia, Ostreida, Ostreidae. The transcript has a single exon. The record is from RefSeq and is a predicted model, not a curated record. Bases 1 to 519 code for a protein of 172 amino acids.
AUGCUCAGAAACCCAGCCAAUCAGAACCUUACUCAUGAAGUUUUGUCUACCUUAAUGGCAGAAGUCGGCGCAAUAAUCAACGCAAGGCCUAUCGUACCAGUUUCCACUGACCCAAACUCACCGUUCAUUCUUACACCAUCAGUUCUGUUAACACAGAAGACUGGGACCAUGACACAGCAUCCUGCGGAGUUGGAUACCAAGGAGAUGUAUCGUUCCCAAUGGAAAUACGUUCAGAUCCUGGCGAACACCUUUUGGAAACGUUGGAAAUCUGAUUACUUGUCAACUUUGCAGUCAAGACAGAAGUGGGAGUCCGUGAAUGAGAACUUGAAAGUCGAUGACAUCAUUCUCUUACACGACGGAGAUGUACCCCGUAAUCAGUGGCCCCUGGGAGUGGUGUUGCGUGUGUUCCCUAGCGACGAUGGCAUGGUCCGAAAGGUGGAAGUACAAGUUGUUCGAGGCGAUGCAAAGACUGUAUAUGUUCGCCCUGUGUGUGAAAUUGUGAAACUCUUGUCUGUGUAA